AUGUCUGACCUGAGAGACCUUCCAGGCCACCAGAAUGGCUCUGGCGACAAUAUCGAAUCGACGCAGCGAAAGAACGGGAUUGUGGAGGUAGUGCAGAAUCCGGGCGAUGCUGAGAGCCAGGCGCAGGCGCCGGCGGACGAGGUCGAUAAUGAAAAGAAGGGAUUCUUUGCUUUCUUCAAGACCAAGGAGUUUUGGAUUAUUCUAUUCCUGGGACAAUUCCUUGCCAUCGCCAAUACCUCGACUAGUACUCUGACAACCCUCCUUACAAACCACAAUUGGUCCAUCCCAACCUUCCAGACGAUUCUGAACUACGCUCUUCUGAACCUCAUCUUCACUCCAUACACCAUCUAUUGUUAUGGCUUCAAGGGCUGGCUUAAGAUGAUGCUGCGCGAUGGCUGGAAAUACAUAAUCCUUGCAUUCUGUGACGUUGAAGGAAACUACUUCAUCGUCCUGGCCUACGAGUACACCACCAUGCUAAGCGCCCAACUGAUUAACUUCUGGGCGAUCGUAGUCGUCGUGGUAAUCUCCUUCCUCUUCCUCAAGGUCCGCUACCACAUCACCCAAAUCAUCGGCAUCAUCAUCUGCAUUGGCGGUAUGGGCGUGCUCAUCGCCUCGGACCAUAUCACCGGCACCAACGGCGGGGACGUAAGCAGCGGCAACCAGCUAAAAGGCGACCUCUUCGCGCUCCUCGGCGCCUCCUUCUACGGCCUUACCAAUACCGCCGAAGAAUAUUUCGUCAGCACUCGGCCCGUCUACGAGGUACUGGGCCAGUUAUCUUUCUGGGGCAUGAUCAUCGACGGCGUGCAGUCCGCCAUCUUCGAGCGCAGCAAAUACCACACCUCGACCUGGGACGGGCAGGUGGGCGGGUACCUGGUCGGCUUUACGCUGUGCCUCAGUCUAUUCUACUGUCUUGCGCCGCUGCUGUUCCGGCUGUCGAGUGCAGCGUUCUUUAAUAUCUCCCUGUUGACGAUGAAUUUCUGGGGCGUGUGUAUUGGGGUGACAGUGUUCCACUACCAUAUACAUUGGAUGUACCCGAUUGCUUUUGUGCUGAUUAUCAUCGGGCAGUUGAUCUAUUAUCUUGGUCGGCGGGCAUUGGCUGAGGCGCGGAAGCCGUGGCUGGGGGUCAAUCAGGAGCGCGGUGUUGCGGGUAUUGCGACGGCGAGGCGCCGCAUCGAGCAUGUUGUGCCCCAUGCAACGGAGGAGCGUGCUGCAAACUCAACGGGUAAUAGCACAUAUAUCAGUGCUGGUUCAGAUAGAGUGUAG
Molecule: messenger RNA, 1263 nt
Organism: Penicillium chermesinum
Lineage: Eukaryota; Fungi; Ascomycota; Eurotiomycetes; Eurotiales; Aspergillaceae
Product: DUF914 domain membrane protein
Exons: 3
Coding region: 1-1263 (420 amino acids)
Biological process (GO): transmembrane transport
Cellular component (GO): membrane
Molecular function (GO): transmembrane transporter activity
Source: RefSeq, a predicted model, not a curated record